Acinonyx jubatus (cheetah) is the source of this 3391-nucleotide messenger RNA. Its product is annotated as zinc finger protein 254-like. The record is from RefSeq and is a predicted model, not a curated record. The annotation marks the transcript as partial. NCBI's taxonomy places the organism in Eukaryota, Metazoa, Chordata, Mammalia, Carnivora, Felidae. The transcript has a single exon.
CUUUCAGCUGUAUCUUCACAAUGCACCCAGAAUUUCCUGUCAAAGCCAUGCUUAGAACCUUCUCUCCAAAAAGUGUCAGUGGGUGAACAUAGUACCUAUGAGAAUUUACACUUAAUGAUAGACUGGGACAACGAUGGGGAGAAUGAAGGGCAUCAAACAUAUCAUGACGGACAUUUCCAAAUGGAGACAUCUGCCCAUGAAAAGAAUCUCAUUGCCCCAUAUGGUGAAGGAUAUAAAGCAUUUUGCAAAACCUCCCCUUGUAAGUUAGCUACUUCUACAAAGCAGUGUGUUUCAGUAACCAAACACUCCAGUCAAAAAUUCAAACAUAAAUAUUUGUCGAUAGAAAAUUUGGAAAAUCUGGAAAGUUACCUCAUUCAGGUAGAAAAUAAGUAUUUGAACCAAUUUGAAAAUAGGAUUGGAAUGACCUAUCAGUCAACUGUUUCUGAAAACCAUAGAUUUAAAAAUAAAGAAGAAAGUGUUAAGGGGUGUCAAUUUGAGGGGCACGUCACAAAGAAAACAACCCUACAAAACUACGAGAGUAUUUUCAAUGGACAUAGAAUUGUUCCUUGCAGUGAAUCCGAGAAAACAUUUAACCAGGGCUCAAAUGUUAACAAAUGUCUGCGUACUCAUUUGCCAGACAACCAUUUUGAAUGUAAUAGAGGUAAGGAAGUCUUUUCUCAAAGAUCUAAACAUAUAAUACAGAAGAGUACACAUAUGAGAGGAAAUCCUUAUAAUGAAUGUGGGAAAGAUCUCAAGCAGUCCUCUUAUGGUGAUCAUCAGACGAUUUGUGAGGAGAAAAACCCAUACACAUGUUAUAAAUCUGGAAGUGUGUUUAGUCAGUCACCAAGACUAAAUACACAUGAGACAAUUGGUAGUGGAGAGAAAAGGUACACUUGUAAGGACUGUGGCAUAGUCUUUCAUUGGCAGUCAACACCAACUCAACAUCAAAAAUGCAUGCUGGAAAAAAUCAUACAAAUGUAAAGAAUGUGGUAAAGCCUUUAAGGACUGCUCAUCGCUAAAUAGACCUGGGCAAAUCCAUAUUAGAGAAAGACUUGAUAAAUGUCAACAAUGUGGCAAGGUCUUUACCAGGCAUUCAAUUCUAAUUCGCUAUCUCAGAAUUCAUACUGGAGAGAAACCUUACCAAUGUAAGGAAUGUGGCAAGGCCUUUACCCAGCCCUAAAUCCUUACUCAACAUCACAGAAUUCACACUGGAGAGAAACCUGAUAAUGUAAAAGGAAUGUAAGUCAGUGCCUAUAAAUGGUGCCCAGACCUUACAGGACAUCAGAGGAUUCCUAUUGGAGAGUAACCAUACAAAUGUAAAGAAUGUGCAAGCUCUCCCUACAAGUCACAACUUACUCCACAUUCUAGUUAUCACAUAGGAGCCAAAGUGUGAAAUGGAAAGUGGCCAUGCCUUUACCUGGAAUUCAAUCUGUGCUCAAUAUCACAAAAGGCACCCUAGAUGCAAACCCUAGAAAUUUAAUGAAUGAACAAAGACCCUCACUUUAAUAUACACUUUAGGAAACACAAGAGAUGCAUAUAAGAAAGUAACUGGAAAGGUAGAUUUACAAAAGUAUUUCAUUGAACAUCAAAUGUCAAUGUUACAGAAAUCAAGUAGAAAGGAGUACAUCAGUCACUCUAUUCAGACAUUGCUUCGAAAUACUUAAGGAAUAAUACAGAGUCAGACACUUGGAAAACAUAUCUGCUAUCUGGUUCAAAAGAUCUAGGGGAUAGGUUUUUGCAUAGGUAUACUUAAUUUCAAAAUGUGCUUUUUUUUUUUUUUACAUUGACCCUAUUUGGGAUUUGUAAGUAGCAAGUAUUAAUGUAUUCCUACUCUCAAAUCACUUCAGAAUAUUCAUUUAUUCCUAGUGGGUGUGUGAAACCAUGUGGCUGACUGUUGUUGCAUCAAAGGUAUGAGAUGCCCUUCUUCAUUAGACAGGACCCAGGCAUGUCUAAUUUUCCACAAUGGAUAAAGGACAGUAUGAUGCACAUCUGAAACAAAUCUAAAUGGAGAUGCUGUUUGUGGUUAUACCACUGAUGUAAGUUGUCCUGAGACAGGUGUUGAGAACACCAUUGUCCAUUUAUUAACUCUAAAAACUUCCUGCAUAUUAGAAAGGAAAUGUUUUACGAUAAGGUCUUAAAGGCAAAGAGGUGGCAGUCCAGUGAACUGAUAGAUCUUUAUAAGAGCAAUAGUCAGAGCACAUGAGUUGAUGUGGCUGCAUUGAAGACAUCUUCACAGAUGGCAGCCAGAGCCUAGCUAACUCUUCCCCCAAAUGGCAUAAAUUGUACAUCCACAUCUCUCAACACUUACCUCCGGCCUAACACUUAUGGCAAUCACUACUCCCUUUUCAUUACAUCAACACAUAAAUGCUUUUUUACCACUUGUAUUCUAUAUUUUGAACAACGAUUUGUUGAGUCGAGUGGAUUUGAAAUGCAUAAAUUGGUCUGUGUGAACUUAAUAUAUUUUAAGUAAUAAAACAUAAUGGUUUUUAAUGUAUUAACAUGGAUGUGUAGUGAAUGAACUGUGAUCCCACCAGCAAUGUUAGCCCAUCCUCUUGUAUUUAAGGUUGUAGGUACCUGAUGGAAUCUAUAACUCAUUUCCUAACACCAUGGCAUAGCACACCCAGUAAUCCGUUUUCUCCACGGCCUUAGGAUUUACAUAAUGUGUCAUUAUUUUUCCCCUCGUUUAUCCAUUAUGCCAUUUUCUCCUCUUUGUGAAUACUGUGAUGUUAUUAUGGAUAUAUCACAGAUUCUUCAGGGUUACUGUUGACCUUUUACCUAAGGUACUCCAUGAAACCCUAUGUGGCAUUCAUUUUGCACAGCCAGUACAUAUGUUUUUAAGUUUAUUUAUUUAAUCUGAAAGACAGAGAGCAUAAGCAUAGGAGGGGCAAAGUAGUAGGGAUAGAAUCCCAAGCAACUCUGCUGUCAGCACACAGCCAGACACAGGCUUCAGACCCAUUAACUAUGGGAUCAAGAGCCACAUGUUUAACCUACUGAGGCAUCCAGGUGCCCCUAGCCAGGAGUUUUACAGGGUCUUGACUGACACCAGCCCCUCUCACUAGUACAUUCCUUAGACAACACCCUACAAACACACAAGAUAAUGUAACUUUUGAUAGGACAUUUUUAUCUGCUGUUGUGAGCAACUGGGUCUGAUUUUCCCGGUGCUUACCCCUCUGUGUCCCCUACAGAAGGCACAGAGGUUGCUUACACCUGUUUUAGUCUGAAUAGUGAAAUCUGGGCUUAGUGAGGGGCUCUAAAGCAUGCCUCCAUGGCAGCUAAGACAGCUAUGUGCCCCCAGUCAUGGCGGGGGGGCGGUGUUGUUUCAUGUGCAUAUGAAGUAAACAUACACAUAUGCUAGUACUGGGUAUGUAAUAGAUACCCCAUAAGUAGGAGA